Molecule: messenger RNA, 4403 nt
Organism: Ceratitis capitata (Mediterranean fruit fly)
Lineage: Eukaryota; Metazoa; Arthropoda; Insecta; Diptera; Tephritidae
Product: calcium-dependent secretion activator
Exons: 18
Coding region: 121-3522 (1133 amino acids)
Biological process (GO): synaptic vesicle exocytosis; dense core granule exocytosis
Source: RefSeq, a predicted model, not a curated record
AAUAAUAUAUCUAACUGCUUGCUGACAACAAGAUUAUUUAGACUAAAUAUGUCGAUGAAAAAGUAAAGAAUCAGCCUACCCAUAAUAAUAAUACUUUGGAAUGUUUAUUUAAGUAGGAAGAUGAUAUUGCGAUCACAUGGCUCCCUUUCAAAAUUAGAAAGUGAUGCGGAUGAAAGUAUAACACAGCUUACGAAGUUAGACGUAGUUCUCACAUUUCAAUUGGAGGUUAUCGUAAUGGAAGUUAAAGGCCUGAAAUCAUUGGCUACCAACCGUAUUGUCUAUUGCACUAUGGAAGUGGAGAACGGUGAAAAACUACAAACCGACCAGGCCGAGGCUUCAAAACCCAUGUGGGACACACAAGGUGACUUUACAACGACACAUCCCUUACCCGUAGUUAAAGUUAAGCUAUACACGGAAAAUCCUGGAAUGUUAGCAUUGGAAGAUAAGGAAUUGGGCAAGGUCACAAUAAAGCCAACGCCUCUUUCAUCGAAGUCCCCAGAGUGGCAUCGGAUGGUAGUGCCUAGAAAUCUCCCAGAUCAAGAUUUACGUAUUAAAAUCGCUUGCCGGCUAGAUAAGCCACUUAAUAUGAAGCACUGCGGAUACCUUCACGCAAUUGGCAAAUCUGUGUGGAAGAAAUGGAAAAGGCGCUAUUUUGUUUUAGUACAAGUAUCCCAGUAUACUUUUGCGAUGUGCAGUUAUAAAGAAAGAAAAUCUGAACCUUCGGAAAUGAUGCAGUUGGAUGGAUAUACAGUUGAUUAUAUAGAAGUGGCAAGCGCUAACUUAAUGUUUGGCAUCGAUUUGAACGGAGGACGGUACUUCUUCAAUGCCGUACGGGAAGGUGAUAGUAUUGCAUUUGCUUGCGAGGAUGAGAAUGAAUGUAGCCUAUGGGUAAUGGCUAUGUACAGAGCCACUGGACAAUCGCACAAACCAGCACCACCAGUAACCCAGGACAAAAACUCAGCAAUAUCAAAAAUACAAGGCGAUGCUGACAAGGCACGAAAGCAUGGAAUGGAAGACUAUAUAAGUGCAGAUCCUUGCUCGUUUGAUCAUGCCGCUCUGUUUAAAGUGCUACAAAAUCUCACUCUUGAUUAUCGCUUGAAUGAUACUUAUGCAUCAUUGGGUUGGUUUAGUCCAGGACAAGUCUUUGUGCUAGACGAAUAUUGUGCGCGGUAUGGAGUGCGUGGUUGCUACAGACAUUUGUGCUACUUGUCUGAUUUAUUGGAUCGAGUGGAAAAACAAUAUAUGAUUGAUCCGACGUUGAUACAUUACUCGUUUGCCUUUUGUGCCAGCCAUGUGCAUGGAAAUAGACCGGAUGGAGUUGGCAGUAUAACACAUGAAGAAAAGGAAAAAUUCGCUGAAAUCAAGGAACGUUUACGUAUUUUACUAGAGUACCAAAUAACGAAUUUUAGAUUUUGCUUCCCAUUUGGACGACCGGAAGGUGCAUUAAAAGCAACGCUUUCCUUAUUGGAGCGGGUUCUCAUGAAAGAUAUUGUAACGCCUGUGCCACCAGAAGAAGUGCGUAUGAUGAUAAAGAAAAGCUUGGAAACAGCAGCACUUGUUAAUUAUACUCGCUUAUCUUCAGAAGCUAAAAUUGAUGAGGAUUUACGGGGUGAAAUCAUAGUCGCUGCAGCUAAGAAGCUAGAAGACCUGAUACAUUUGGCUGAGCUUUGUGUUGAUUUGCUACAACAAAAUGAAGAGCAUUAUGCCGAGCACUUUCCAGGUUCCCUCUCUGCUGGCGCUAGCAUCGUGGGACUGAAGUCGAUACCGUUACGAAAGACGGAAAAAAUUAAUAAGGACAAAAAGGUUAGCAAUGGCAUAGAAGAGGAGACAGACGCAAGUGGUGCCGCUGCUGCACAAGCUUCGGGAGGGACUGGAGUUUCGGUAGCUUCUGGCGGCAGUAUUGGCGGCGAUGCAAGAAAAUCAUUAUCAGAUGGACCAGAAGGAGCAGCAGCAUUCAAAUAUUGCAUGCCAACACAUGCAGUAUAUACUUCACCAGUACCAACGGCAUUCGCUUGGUUUAGUGACUUGCUUGUGGAGCAUGCAGAGAUUUUCUGGUCACUCUUCGCUGUUGAUAUGGACAGGGUACUCACUGAGCAGCAACCAGAUACUUGGGACUCCUUUCCUUUAUUUCAAAUCCUAAAUGACUAUUUGCGGGCAGAUGAUAAUUUGCGAAAUGGACGUUUCCAUCAGCACCUACGAGACACGUUUGCACCACUAGUUGUUCGCUACGUGGAUCUUAUGGAGUCAUCAAUCGCUCAAUCAAUUCAUAAAGGCUUUGAAAAGGAACGCUGGGAUAGUAAAGGAAUUAAUGCAGCUUUAAAUCCAACAACAUUAAAUAAUGCAGCACAGGCUUUAAAUACCGCAGCCCUUAACCCUGCGGCACUACUUGGGGGAAAAAAAGAUCAGGUCAAUUUCUAUAUUCCAAAGCUACCAAGGCGUUCAGUUAAUGCUAUCGAAGACACGAGAAAUGGUUGCGUAACAUCUGAGGAUCUUUUUUGGAAACUAGAUGCCUUACAGUCGUUUAUACAUGAUCUUCAUUGGCCGGAUGCAGAGUUUCGUCAGCAUUUAGAGCAACGUCUAAAAAUGAUGGCCGCUGAAAUGAUUGAACAAUGCAUACAGCGUACGGAUUCAUCAUUUCAUUCGUGGCUUAAGAAAAACGUGGCCUUCAUUUCAACAGAUUAUAUAAUACCUUCAGAGAUGUGCGCAAUGGUUAAUGUGAUAUUAGAUGCUAAAAACCAAAGCUUUAAACUAACCACAAUAGACGGUAUUGAUUUGUACAAAUUUCACACUAAAAUUGAUGAUCAAAUCGAUAAAGCGAAUGUAGCUAUGACACAAGGGCUCAUUUGUAAACUUAUGUCUGUGCUAGAGUCGACUUUGUCGAAAUUAGCGCGUUACGAUGAAGGUAGCCUAAUUGGCUCUAUACUCAGCUUUACUAACGUAUCCAGCUCAGGGAAGGAUCUGGGCCAAGGCUAUGUUAAUUUCUUUCGAAACAAUAUGGAUCAAAUUCGUGGUAAAAUUGGUGAUGAUUUAUGGACGUUAAAUUUUUUCGAACAGUGGUACACGCAACAGAUUAACAUGCUUUGUAAUUGGCUCUCUGAGAGAUUAGAUCACGCACUCCACUAUGCUCAAGUGACAUCAAUAUCGCACAUAACAAAGAAAAUUUAUUCAGAUUUUGAGCUUCAAGGUGUAUUGGAAGACAAACUUAACUCCAAAGCAUAUCAAACUGUUGCUCUACGCAUGACCACUGAGGAAGCGACGUGCGCGCUAACCAUGCCGGACGUUGUUGAGUGUGACGAUAACGGGGAUACAGUAAAGGGUGAAGGAGGUGAUGAAGAUGGCACCGGUGAGGAGGGCGGUGGUGGCUCUAGCGUGGGAGGCGCAUCCCGAGGCUUGCCAAAACCCAAAGUUGCCGCCGCACAAGCAGCGGCUGUGACUAACGUUGUAGCUGGUCGGGUUGGAAAUUUACUAGGAAAAGGUAUUGGGGGACUUAGCUCAAAGCUGGGAGGUGGAAGUUGGUUUUAAAGUAAGUCGAGAUACCAAAAACACUUCAACAAUGUCGCAAGUUAUAUAUUAUUUAACCGUAAUAUAUAUUUGCAUACACUCAUAUAUGUGUGUACAUGCAUAUAUGGAUGCAAAGUACUAAGAGUUAUAAAUAUUAAUUACUUACCGUUAUACACUUGCUUGGUGUUUACAAUAGUAAAACUUAACGAAUCUCCUGUAUAAUAUUUGAAUUAUUAAUGUUUGAUGAAAAAAUUCCUGUCAAAACAAAAAUGAAAAAAGUUUUUACUUAUUUGGAUAUUCAUUUUAAAACUAUAGAAAAUAACGUUAUGAUAAAAUGUGUUAUAUAAUGAUGUAUGCACAUACCUAUGAAUGUAUACACAUACAUACACAAAAGAGGGAUCUUUCAAUUUUCAAAUGAACAUCUCAAUGUUUGGAUUUUUUUUGGUGUUGACAAAGCAAAAGUUGUGGUAUGAUACAUGCAUAGAUGUAUAAUAUAAUUCUUAUGUAAUUACUUUAUGUCAAUAAUUUCCUCGUAUAUCAUUACAAUGUAUUGUGUAUAUUAAAUUAUUAAAAUUAUAAAUAAAAUAUUAUCAAAUUUUACAAAAAUUUAAUAUUUUUAAUAUAAUAUCAUAUUAAUACAAUAUUAAUAAUAUAAAAUUUGUAGUAGCGUAUAUGUUUGUUGUAAAUUGCAAACAAGAUGCAAGACGAAUCUUGCUCAAAAGAUAUAUGAGGGAGUACGUACACAUGGUAAUCAUCUCGAUGCUAUGAGCCAAGUCCUUCAAUAUUAUUAGCACAUACAUAAAAACGUAUGUAUAACACACAGAUAGUAAUCACAGUAAAACAGAUAUGUUACAAAAACCACUCAUACAUAUAUGCUUAUUAAAAUAUAGAAUAUUUAGCGA